Molecule: messenger RNA, 1656 nt
Organism: Leopardus geoffroyi (Geoffroy's cat)
Lineage: Eukaryota; Metazoa; Chordata; Mammalia; Carnivora; Felidae
Gene: CYREN
Product: cell cycle regulator of NHEJ
Exons: 5
Coding region: 236-946 (236 amino acids)
Biological process (GO): negative regulation of double-strand break repair via nonhomologous end joining; double-strand break repair via nonhomologous end joining
Cellular component (GO): cytoplasm; nucleus
Source: RefSeq, a predicted model, not a curated record
GCUCUGCCCGGCUUCGCGGGCUCCCCGCGCCCGGCCUCUGCGCUUCUCGGAGCCCCGGUAGCGCGGCGGCCCUUAGGUACAGGGUUCGGUCUGCAGCACCCGGCUGCGAGGCCUGGCUGGCCAUUCCGUUUUUUUUUUUUUUUUUGUUUUUUUUUUUUUGGAACCUUGGGCACAUUGCUGUCAGUUCCUCGUUUGUAAAAAUGGGCUUGAUAAUAUCUGCCUGCGGGUGGAAUAAAUGUCGGUGUGCCUGACUGCGGGGCUGUGUCUGCGCCUGGCGGUUAGCAGGGCUCGGGUAGUUGUGGGAACAGUCGGCUGUCAUCACUGCCUGAAUUUUGACAGCAACCAGGUACACUGGCCAAGCUCUGCCCUCUGGCCGGACAGGCAAACCUCUGCUCCAGUAAGAGCCUCCCUAGGCGGAGCUGGACUGCUUUCAGAGUGGACUGCCAAGUGGAAGGGAGAGAAAAGAGAGAUGGAAACCUUCAAAUCUGGGGAUAAAAAGAGGGUCCUUCCCACAUGGAUGACAGCCCAGGUGGCCGAGAAGAGAAAGGUGCCCGUGAAGACCCCGAAAGCGAGGACAUCAGCAGCAAUGCCAAGGGCUGCCGCCGCCGCAAGACUUCCUGCCACGAGGACUGUGUACUGCAUGAGUGAGGCCGAAAUGGUGGAUGUCGCCCUGGGGAUACUGAUUGAGGCCCGGAAACAGGAACAGCCCUUGGAGCCACCGACUCCAGCUGGCGCUGAUAAGCCGGAGCUGUCCCGGGCCCACUCCGCUUUGUCACCGUCACCGAGCUCUCCUGGGAGGAGAAGUGAGGACGAGGACAAUGAGAAAGACGCCCUUCCUCCAGGCCACAGCCCUCGGGGGCCCGCGGGGUCUGACUCUGCCCGCAGCAGAAGCCCCGAGGAGGACGAGGACAUGUUAAAAUACGUCAGGGAGAUAUUUUUCAGCUGAACGGACAGGCUUCCCAGGACUUUCUACCCAGAGCGCUGGAGGAAGCCGGCCUCCCCUCCCUCCCGGGGCCCGCCAGCCGCUCCCGCUCCUCCCUGGCAGGCAGUCACCUCCUUGGGGAGCUGCCCUGUUGAGUGUGUGCAAGUGAGGAAUCCAAAUGCGCUUCCGUCAGAAUUUCUCCCUGCGCUCUGUGCCUUCUCCACUCGGAGGCCGUGGUUUUAUUGGCCUUCCAGGUCCAGGGAAGGUGGGGACAUGGUGGCCAAACUUAUUGGAACCGAAGAGCCAACUUAAUAAUUUUCAACAAAAAAGAGGCAUUGCUGCUAAGUGCACUGGAAUCCCCACCGUCUGGUCCCCCUGAUCUUCUCUCCCUAAGGAGGACGGCUGUUCUGAACACAGUCGUCCCCCCCCCCCCCCACGCCAGGCAGGUGCCCCGCCCACAGUGCUCUGCUCUGUGUGAGAUCUUGAAACUCUGUGGGCAGAUCGGAAGCCCCCCUCCCCCAGGCAGCCACCGUCCUGCCACUUGGAGGCUCAGCCUCAGUCCCUGGGCAGUUGUAAAGGAGCCCUGCGAAGACCCUAAAGACCAGAUCACACCGGAGUCCGUGUUUCUGACUCUAUUCAGUGUGGUUUUUGACAGGCACAGAAUGAGGCAGUCAUUUGCUGUAUAGGUUUUCCAAUAUACAGGUGCUGAAAAAUACAAACAGUUCCCCAGUGUG